Messenger RNA from Homalodisca vitripennis (glassy-winged sharpshooter), 2323 nucleotides. RefSeq names its product protein yellow-like. Gene Ontology annotation, cellular component: extracellular region. The transcript has 5 exons. Lineage: Eukaryota; Metazoa; Arthropoda; Insecta; Hemiptera; Cicadellidae. The record is from RefSeq and is a predicted model, not a curated record. The coding region runs from base 44 to 1339 and encodes 431 amino acids.
CAAUACUGUAUAAAGCAUUGCAUCAGGCACACAACUUUGACACAUGUUGUCUUCCCGGCAUGAACUAUUGAUCAUUAUGCCUGUCAUGCAGAUUUUGACUUUGAUUAUAGCUGGCACUUUAGCUGGUUUAGCUACUGGCGAUGAAGUCUUAAAAGAAAAAGACAACUGGUCGACUAUAGACUUCGCCUAUGCCACGGAAGGAGACCGCCUCCAGGCCUUGGCAGAUGGGUCCUAUGUUCCUGAAAACGUCAUACCCAACGGAAUAUCUGUCUGGACUAAUAAGAUGGUAUUCAUGUCGAUGCCACGCAGGAAAAAGAGCGGUAUCCCAGCGACUCUCGCAUACUUUUCCUACGACGACCUAAGCACCUCACCCAAGCUGAUACCUUACCCGAGCUUCAAAGACAACAACGUCAGCGAUUGUAACAACAUCAUCUCCGUCAAUCGUGGACACAGGAUUGACAAGUACGACCGUCUUUGGGUACUCGAUUAUGGAAAAAUUGGAAAAGGAAAAGAUGCUGAACAGCUGUGUCCUCCAAGGAUUCAUAUAUUUGACCUCAAUACGAGCAAAAAGAUCCUCAUGUACACAUUGAAACCCACUGACUACUUCCCCUCCUCAAUCUUCACCUCUAUAGUGGUGGACAGUGGAAUCUCUAGCGACGACUGCUGGUUGUACGCCGCUGAUCAGAUCGGCAUCAUCGUCUACUCCCUCAAGGACAACGACUCCUGGCGCUUCGACCAUCCUUACUGCUGGCCCGACCCGAUCUCUGGGGAUUUCAACGUUGCGGGUCUCAACUUCCAGUGGUCCAAGGCCGGGGUGUAUGGGCUGGCCCUAUCCCCCCUCAACAGCGAGGGCUACAAAACCCUAUAUUUCCACCCUCUAGCCGGAUUCAGGGAGUUUUCUGUUUCCACAAAGAUCCUUCAAGAUAAGAAUAAAGUAAAUGGUAACUACCAUAACUUCAAGAAAGUCGGGUCCAGAGAACAGCCCGGUCACGUUUCUACGCAAGUUAUGACUAGAAAUACCGGAAUUCUGUUUUUCAAUCUGAUUGACAAAAACGCACUUGGCUGUUGGAACUCAAAUAUGCUAUACAAAAAAGACAACUUGGCCAUUGUUGCAAAGGAUGAUGAGAAAAUGGUAUUUUUGAGUGACACUAUUAUUGACGGGAACGAUAAUCUUUGGACUCUCUCGAACCGACUUCCUGAGUACCUUAAUGACAAGAUGGACUUUACAAAAACCAAUUUUCGAAUCUUUUCUGCUCCUGUUAAUGAUCUUGUUUUCAAUACAGCGUGUGAGCCUUUCCUCACCUCCAGUCCAAAAAUGACAUCUGCCAUCGAAAAUUAACGGUAAAAUAAUAAAAAGGUAUUUGGUGAUGUACAACAUAACUAGUUAGUGAAUUACAUUUGAAAUAUAGUAAGUUAUCGGUAAAGCCUGAAAUGCACAUUUAUAACAGACAGCCUAUAGAAAAAUGCUUUUACGUUUAAUAGGGGAAUCGAACGUAUCCCACAGAAUGGAGAUUAUGUUUUUAGUGGCUAAUGGCAUGGCUUAAAAGCGUACAAAUUUUACAGACGUAUCCAUCCAUGCAUGAAAAUAUUAAUUAGUUAUGAGGAAUUACCUCAAUUGAAAAUAGAUUUAUUUACCUGUAACACAGCCAUUUUUAAUUCAUUUCUGAUCUAAAAUGAACUUUUAUGAAUUUUAAUAUGCUUAUAGGGUGUACACAAAACUUUUUAUAUCAUUCCAUGGACUAAAAUAAGCUAAAAACUAAAUGCAUAAAAUUUUAUAUCUCUUUUUGUUUUUAAUUAUGUUUUUCAGGAACCAGUAAAAUAUAAACUUAAAUUUGGUACAAAUAUUUUCUGGUUGUCUCAAAUCAUGAUAACAUUAAUUUUUAAUUAUCUUAUAACGUUUAAAUUUGGCAAGCCGUAAAGGUUUUAAAGUUUAAUACAGCAAAAAAGAAUAAAAUUAUGAAAAUUAAAAAAAGUUGCUACGUUUAAGUACAAUCAUUUAGACAUCCUUACCAUACAUAUAAGUAAGUAAAUAAUGUAGAUAUAAGCUAUUCACCGUUAACCAUUUAAUUGUUUAUAUCUUUACGGCAUAAUGAUGCCGUAUAUACACUAUACUAUGUACAUAGUAUAAUAUUAUGUAUAUGGUAUAACAAAACUUACACAUUAUCAAUUGUAACAAUUGGGUACAACAAUUAUACAAAUUAUAUAAUAAACCAUGUGUUCUAUUGUACAAAUUACAUUUAAUUUAUUCAAUUACAUGAGAAUUUCUAGUCAGUCAGGUUAUUUUACAAACAAUACUAAUAAAAUGAGACCAUUCUUAAAAUUU